GCCUAUUUUCCUGCUUAGAACGGAGUGGCUUCCCUGAACCCAUCUUUCAUUAUGAUUCACAUCAUACUGAGGAAAAAGCUCAGCUACUGUGUCCUGGCCUUUUUCCUGUUUGCAAUCAUCUGUGUGUGGAAGGAAAGGAAGAAGGGGAGUUAUUAUGAUUCCCUUAAAUUGGAAACUGAAGAAUUCCAGGUGGUGACAGGUGUGGAGAAACUGGCCGUGAGAUCUAGUCCUCAGUCUUCAGUCAACGCCCAGGACCUCCGCAAGAACAACCAGGCCCUCAGCAGCACCAGGGGCUCAGCCAAGGCCAAGCAAGAGCCCUCCUUCCAGGUGUGGAACAAGGACAGCUCUUCCAAAAACCUCCCCUCCAGACUGCAGAAUAUCAGGAAAAAUUAUCUGAACAUGAACAAGUACAAAGUAUCCUAUAAGGGACCAGGGCCAGGUGUCAAGUUUAGUGCAGAAGCCCUGCGGUGCCACCUCCGGGACCACGUGAAUGUAUCCAUGGUAGAUUCCACAGAUUUUCCCUUCAACACAUCUGAGUGGGAGGGUUACCUGCCCAAGGAAACCAUCAAGACCAAGGCUGGCCCAUGGGGCAAGUGCGCUGUUGUCUCUUCAGCAGGAUCUCUGAAGUCCUCCCAACUUGGCCAAGAAAUAGAUGAUCAUGAUGCCGUCCUGAGGUUUAAUGCAGCACCCACAGCCACCUUCCAACAAGAUGUGGGUACGAAAACUACCAUUCGCCUGAUAAACUCUCAGUUGGUUACCACAGAAGGACGCUUCCUCAGAGACAGUUUAUACAAUGAAGGGAUUCUAAUUGUCUGGGACCCAUCUAUAUACCACUCAGACAUCCCAAAGUGGUACCAGCAUCCUGACUACAGUUUCUUUAAUAACUACAAGAGCUAUCGGAAGAUGCAUCCCAAUCAGCCCUUUUACAUCCUCAGGCCUCAGAUGCCUUGGGAGCUGUGGGACAUCCUUCAAGAAAUCUCCCCAGAGGCAAUUCAGCCAAACCCCCCAUCCUCUGGGAUGCUUGGCAUUAUGAUCAUGCUGACACUGUGUGACCAGGUGGACAUUUAUGAGUUCCUACCAUCCAAGCGCAAGACUGAUGUGUGCUACUACUACCAAAAGUUCUUCGACAGUGCCUGCACAAUGGGCGCCUACCAUCCGCUCCUCUUUGAGAAGAACAUGGUGAAGCACCUGAACCAGGGUACAGAUGAGGACAUUUACCUGCAUGGAAAAGCCACACUGCCUGGCUUCCGGAGCAUUCACUGCUAA
Orycteropus afer afer is the source of this 1266-nucleotide messenger RNA. RefSeq names its product ST6 beta-galactoside alpha-2,6-sialyltransferase 1 (gene ST6GAL1). Gene Ontology annotation, molecular function: sialyltransferase activity. Lineage: Eukaryota; Metazoa; Chordata; Mammalia; Tubulidentata; Orycteropodidae. The record is from RefSeq and is a predicted model, not a curated record.